AUGAGGCCGAUCAAUCCGUCCAAUAAUCGCCUGUCGCCGCUUUCCGCCGCAUCCCCGGUCAAUGUCCCCAACAAUGCUCCUUCACUACCGGUGCCUCGGGCCAGCAACCACAACCACAACCACAACCACAACCACAACCACGGCAGUCCUUCCAGCUGGGAUAAGCCGGAGCGCGCCCGCACCUCUCACGCCUGUGAGCCCUGCCGCGAGCGGAAGACAAAGUGUGACGGCUCCCGGCCAGCUUGUCGGCGAUGUCUGCAUACGGGCACCACCUGUUACUAUGGCUAUGGCAAGGGCUGGAGGAAGCGAAAGACAGCUGAAGACCUCACGGCUACCUCGCGUCGCCUGGCCCGAUAUGAGACCCUCUUGAAUCAAAUCUUCCCUUUGGUCUCCCCCGAAGUCCGGACAUUGAUCGAGGACGCUCGUGACAACGAAGGUUCAAAUGCCUCCAACACCUCCGAAACAACAGAAAAUGAUUACGGUGUUGCUCCGACACGACUUGAGUCGGGCCUCGUGGGACCUGGAGGUCGAAUUAUCCUGCCACUCCCUGUUCCUAGCCCUCAUGUUCCCGCUGUCUCGCGCUCGUCGACAUCAUCAGGAACCUACGAAGCGGUGCCAAUUCCACCCGUUGGGGUUCCGCCCGCGCUUCCCAACGGGAGUUCCACUUCAAGCCUGCCGACAUCUCAGCGGCUCUCGCCAGACGCCAACUCAUUGACUCGGCUGCCUUCGAUCACCUCGGGAGGGAUCCUGCUCGAGGCUGGUCGACCAGACCAGUCGCCACCGCUACUGGCACAAGGGCCAGGUGGCCCUGAAUCUACUGGCAUUUACGGACCGGAUCGUUUGGGGCCUCUGCCGACCUCCCCCUCAGCUCCCACUUCCCUUGGAGGUUGGUCAAACGCAUUACUGUCUGCAGGUUUACUUGCUGACAACCGGGAAAGAGAUCACGAGGCUGCCCCAGUUCUCCCCUGGCUGACGUCUACCGAGCCCACCACCGUGCAAAACUAA
Molecule: messenger RNA, 1005 nt
Organism: Capronia epimyces CBS 606.96
Lineage: Eukaryota; Fungi; Ascomycota; Eurotiomycetes; Chaetothyriales; Herpotrichiellaceae
Exons: 3
Coding region: 1-1005 (334 amino acids)
Biological process (GO): regulation of DNA-templated transcription
Molecular function (GO): DNA-binding transcription factor activity, RNA polymerase II-specific; zinc ion binding
Source: RefSeq, a predicted model, not a curated record